AUGUGCUGGCCCUGCGAUGAUAUCGUCGUCGAAGAGCAGCCAAAGAAGAAGAAAAACAAUGGUGAAUAUUAUUGGGAUCCUGUUAUUAAGGGAUGGGUGAAGCUUACUGGUGUUACAAACUACCAACCCCAAACUCGCGACACGACCAAUGGUCCGCAUCUCCACACCUAUAUCCCGCGCUCCGAUGGCACGAUCGUGGUCGGAGGCAUAGCCUACGUCCCUCAGACAUUUGGCUCCAAUGUCACUGCAACAACAGUCCCACCCGUCGUCUACCAACAACCUGGCUACAUCCCCCAACCCCAGCCGGUCUACAACCCAUACGCCCAGCAACCCUACGUCACCCAACAGCAACCAUCUGUUGCCGGCCUUCCGAACUUCAGCAUCAUGCAACCCACGUAUGGCGCGUACGGUCAGACAGGUACUGAAGUCCUCGCUCAACAAAUGGCUUAUGCCCAAGCCUCAAACAUUAACGAAAAGCAAGAAAUGAAGCCCGCUGAUGAUGAUCCUUUCCGCAUGUAUUGGGUCAGAGAGCAUGAUGGCACUUGGACUCAGAGGAACCGCAUGACAAUUGACAGUGGUGACAUUGGAGAUUGCAGAUGGUAUGCCAUGGAAGGACAAUUCUAUGCGGUUCGAUUGGCUACUGGUUAA
This is a messenger RNA of Hyaloscypha bicolor E, 648 nucleotides long. RefSeq lists its product as uncharacterized. The transcript is spliced from 3 exons. The record is from RefSeq and is a predicted model, not a curated record. The coding region runs from base 1 to 648 and encodes 215 amino acids. Lineage: Eukaryota; Fungi; Ascomycota; Leotiomycetes; Helotiales; Hyaloscyphaceae.